Molecule: messenger RNA, 951 nt
Organism: Penicillium antarcticum
Lineage: Eukaryota; Fungi; Ascomycota; Eurotiomycetes; Eurotiales; Aspergillaceae
Product: rRNA 2'-O-methyltransferase fibrillarin family protein
Exons: 3
Coding region: 1-951 (316 amino acids)
Biological process (GO): rRNA methylation; box C/D sno(s)RNA 3'-end processing
Cellular component (GO): nucleolus; box C/D methylation guide snoRNP complex; small-subunit processome
Molecular function (GO): histone H2AQ104 methyltransferase activity; rRNA methyltransferase activity; RNA binding
Source: RefSeq, a predicted model, not a curated record
AUGGCUUUCGCUCCCCGUGGCCGUGGUGGUCCCCCUCGUGGACGUGGUGGAUUUGGUGGUGGUGACCGUGGACGUGGCGGUGGUCGAGGCGGUGGCCGUGGUGGUUUCGGCGGUGGUGACCGUGGCCGUGGUGGCCGUGGUGGUGGCCGUGGUGCCCCUCGUGGUGGUCGCGGUGCUCCCCGUGGCCGUGGUGCUCCCCGCGGUGGCGGCGGUGCUCGCGGUGGUGCCAAGGUUAUCAUUGAGCCCCACCGUCACUCCGGUGUCUUCGUCGCUCGUGGUGGCAAGGAGGAUCUGCUCGUCACCAAGAACUUGACCCCUGGUGAGGCCGUUUACGGUGAGAAGCGCAUCUCCGUCGAGGGCCCUGCCAACGAGGACGGUGCCGUCACCAAGAUCGAGUACCGCGUGUGGAACCCCUUCCGUUCCAAGAUGGCUGCUGGUAUUCUUGGUGGUCUCGAUGAGAUCUACAUGAAGCCCGGUGCCAAGGUUCUCUACCUCGGUGGUGCCAGCGGUACCUCCGUCUCUCACAUUGCUGAUAUCGUCGGUCCCACCGGUAACGUCUACGCCGUCGAGUUCUCUCACCGCUCUGGCCGUGAUCUGAUUGGCAUGGCUACCCACCGUACCAACGUCAUCCCCAUUGUCGAGGAUGCCCGUCACCCCCUCCGCUACCGUAUGCUCGUGCCCAUGGUCGAUGUCAUCUUCGCCGAUGUUGCCCAGCCCGACCAGGCCCGUAUUGUUGGUCUCAACGCCCACAUGUUCCUCAAGGACGAGGGUGGUGUCAUUGUCUCCGUCAAGGCCAACUGUAUUGACUCCACAGCCAAGCCCGAGGUUGUGUUCGCCCGCGAGGUCCAGAAGAUGCGCGAGGAGAAGAUUAAGCCCAAGGAGCAGCUGACCCUUGAGCCUUUCGAGCGUGACCACUGUAUCGUCGCUGGUUUGUACAAGCGCUCCGCAUAA